ACAAAGCUCACAUCUUUCUCCUCUCCUUGCGCGCUCUGAGUCUGAGGUCGCCUCGCCAUGGAUGCCACCGUCGAGCUGUCGUGGGGCGCGCGGUGCGCGGGGCUGGCCUUCUUCGGGUUCUCGCUGUGCGUGGCGGCGCUCGGCGUGGUGCUGCUCCUGGCGCGGCGGUGGCCGUGGUGCAGCUGCCAUGUCUGCCGGGCCUACCUGACGGGGUCGUGGGCGAGGGAGUUCACCAACCUCGGCGACUGGUACGCGCACCUGCUCCGCCUGUCGCCGACCGGCACCGUCCACGUCCACGUCCUCGGCUGCACCGUCACGGCCAACCCGGCCAACGUCGAGUACAUGCUCAAGACCCGCUUCGACAACUUCCCCAAGGGGAAGCCCUUCGCCGCGCUCCUCGGCGACCUCCUCGGCAACGGCAUCUUCAAUGUCGACGGCGGGGCGUGGCGCCACCAGCGGAAGAUGGCCAGCCUCGAGCUCGGCAGCGUCGCCGUGCGCUCCUACGCCUACAAGAUCAUCGCCCAGGAGGUGGACGCCCGCCUCAUGCCGGUGCUCACCGACGCCGCCGACAGGGGCGCCGUGCUCGACCUGCAGGACGUGUUCCGCCGGUUCGCCUUCGACACCAUCUGCAAGAUCUCCUUCGGCCUCGACCCGUGCUGCCUCGACCGGGAAAUGCCCGUGUCGGAGCUCGCCGACGCGUUCGACACCGCGUCGAGGCUCUCCGCCAUGCGUGGCGCCGCGGCGUCGCCGUUGCUGUGGAAGAUGAAGCGGUUUCUUAACAUCGGCUCGGAGAGGGAGCUCAAGAAGGCCAUCAAGAUUGUCGACGAGCUUGCGGCGGCGAUGAUCCGGGAGCGCCAGAAGCUGGGCGUCGGAAGCAGCCACGACCUCCUGUCGCGGUUCAUGGCCUCGACCGGCGUCGACCCCCACGCGGCGGACGACAAGUUCCUCCGCGACAUCGUGGUCAGCUUCCUCCUCGCCGGGCGGGACACGGUGUCCACAGCGCUUACCACGCUCUUCAUGAUCCUGUCCAAGAACCCCGAGGUCGCGGCCGCCAUGCGCGCGGAGGCCGGCGCCGGCGAGAAGGGAGCCACCACCUACGAGCACCUCAAGGGCCUGCACUACACCCACGCCGUGCUGUACGAGAACAUGCGGCUGUUCCCGCCGGUGCAGUUCGACUCCAAGUUCUGCGCCGCCGCCGACGUGCUCCCCGACGGCACCUACGUCGAGGGCGACGCGCGCGUCAUGUACCACCCGUACGCCAUGGGCCGGAUGCCGCACAUCUGGGGCGCCGACCACGGCGCGUUCCGGCCGGAGCGGUGGCUCACCGGCCCCGGCGCGUCGUUCGUCCCGGCGAACCCGUACAAGUUCCCGGUGUUCCAGGCCGGCCAACGCGUGUGCCUCGGCAAGGAGCUCGCCAUCACCGAGAUGAAGGCGGUCAGCGUGGCGGUGGUGAGAGCGUUCGACAUCGAGGUGGUCGGAGAGAAUGGCCGGACAGGCGGCGCCGCCGCCGCGCCACGGUUCGUGCCGGGGCUCACCGCGUCCAUCAGUGGCGGCCUCCAAGUGAGAGUCAAGCGCCUCCACACUUAGACCAGCUAGUACACCUUAGCUUCUACUGCAUCAGCAAAAUUGGAUAAAUUACAGGCUUGUACAUAGAUAAAAAAGAGGAGAAAUUUGUAGGAAAUUUGUUUCAAAUGAGACAAACAUAAACUUCAGAUA
Messenger RNA from Oryza brachyantha (malo sina), 1716 nucleotides. Its product is annotated as cytochrome P450 94C1. The transcript has a single exon. The record is from RefSeq and is a predicted model, not a curated record. Lineage: Eukaryota; Viridiplantae; Streptophyta; Magnoliopsida; Poales; Poaceae. Gene Ontology annotation, molecular function: heme binding; monooxygenase activity; oxidoreductase activity, acting on paired donors, with incorporation or reduction of molecular oxygen. Bases 58 to 1587 code for a protein of 509 amino acids.